This is a messenger RNA of Diabrotica virgifera virgifera (western corn rootworm), 1275 nucleotides long. RefSeq lists its product as uncharacterized. Bases 119 to 1252 code for a protein of 377 amino acids. Gene Ontology annotation, biological process: DNA recombination; DNA integration. The transcript is spliced from 2 exons. Gene Ontology annotation, molecular function: DNA binding. The record is from RefSeq and is a predicted model, not a curated record. NCBI's taxonomy places the organism in Eukaryota, Metazoa, Arthropoda, Insecta, Coleoptera, Chrysomelidae.
AAUUUAUAAUUUUAAAUUUUAGAGCAUGCUAUGGUUAAUAGUUAAUUGACAGAUUAGAUUAGUAUUUUCGAAAUUUGUAAGUGCACAUAAACUACAGAUUAUAAAACAACAUUUAAAAAUGAGUGAUUCAAGUGAAUUUGAAGAUAAUAAUACACCACCAGAUAUUUUGGAACAAGUUAAUAUAACCGUACAAUCUUUAUUGCCCCAAAAAUCCAAAGAAAGGUACGAAAAACAGUAUUUAAAUUUUAAGCAGUGGGCCAAAGAAAAGCAUAUUCGUACUUACUCAGAAAAUGUAAUUUUGGGAUAUUUUUCGAUAUUAGCCCCUACAUUAAAAGCUUCUACAUUGUGGUCCAAAUAUUCGAUGCUACGUACCAUGCUCCAAAUUAAAGAAAAUGUGGAUAUUAAAUACCCAAAAGUAAUCGCUUUCUUGAAAAGACAGAACCAGGGAUAUAAAGCUAACAAUGCAAAAACCUUCUCCAGAGAGGAAGUAAAUAAAUUUCUACUAGACGCUCCCGAUCAUAAUUAUUUAUUAAUGAAGGUUCUCCUCAUUUUCGGAAUUUCCGGAGCAUGUAGAUGUGACGAGCUUGUUAAAAUGGUCACUAAAGAUGUCGAAGACAAAGGUUCCAUUUUAAUAGUAAAUAUUCCAAACACUAAAACAAAUAUGCAGAGAACGUUUGUAAUUAAUGCUUCAUCUGGAAAUGGCCCUAAUGAUAUUGAGAUUUAUAGAAAAUAUAUAUCAUUACGUCCUAAAAUAGAUCAGUCACGUUUGUUUGUCUGUUAUAGAGCAGGGAAAUGUUCCAAACAACUGGUUGGAAAAAAUUCUAUCUCUAAAAUUCCUACGAAAAUUGCAGAAUUUUUAAAACUACCUAAUGCCACAAAUUAUACCGGGCAUAGUUUUAGAAGAACCUCUGCAAGUUUACUUGCAAAUUCUGGAGGAGAUAUUCUCGCUUUAAAGCAACACGGAGGUUGGAAGUCGACGAAUAUCGCUGAAGGGUAUAUUGAACAGUCUCUUGCAAAAAAGCAAAAAAUUUCGGAGCAAAUUAUGGGAGUCACCGAAGUUGAAGAAGUAGAUUAUAAUCAGCCAAGUACGAGUACUUUCGGGGGAUGCCAGGUGUAUAAUAAUAAAAGUGAUAGUGAAAAUAUCACGAAAACUACGUUGGCUCCAGCUCUCACUACUAGUGGUAUUCAAAUAGCAACUGCUCAAAAUUGUACAUUUAAUAUUAAUAUAAAUAAUUGCCCAACCACAAAUUAACAUAUUUAGGAUUCAGUUAUGAA